CUGAUUCAUACCUCUUUCCUGCGUGCCUCCCCGGACUCACUCUACGUUUCUAACCUCUCCUUGUCGACCGACCUGAUCCUCCCAAGUGUCUUUCAUUGUAUGCGACAAAGUUGAAAUUGACGAGGCGCGCGGCGCUUUGUUUGCGGCCAUAUUGAAAGAAACGACCCUCUUUAAGAUCCACGGCCGUUGCUGAAGAUCAUUCCUACUCUACCUCUACCAGCGCUGUUCCUCUACUAUCGCUGUCCCUCUACAAAAUCAGCCUUCCACGAUCGAUAUGAAAAGCGGGAAAGGCGGACGCCGGGGUGGUGGUGGUGGUGGUGGUGGCAUUCGCAAGCAGCGGGCCACGGCAACCCGGACGGACCGAGAUGGAGACCUGGCCAUGGACGCCGCCGGCAUUUCCAAGAACCGCGGCAGGAAGUCGAAACCGGACUCCGGACCACGGACACAGACGCGAGCGCUCGACGCCAUUCAGAAAGCCAUCACCAGCAACUCGGACACCCAGGCAAAUAUCCGGCAGGGUCGGCGCGGCCCCGCCCUCGAACAGGCGAUCGUCCGAGGCUGGAAACAGAGCAAAGCGGCCUCAAAUCGCGACGGUGGUCACGAAAGCCUCCUGGCCUUCCUCGAGAAAAAACUCUACAACGAUCCGAAAUCUGGCCCCCGCGCAAAAAUCACAAAGUCGCGGGUUCAAGGGGAUGCUCUGAUCGUGUCCAUCCGACCGGAGUUGAUGGAAAGAAUGCUAAGACUGAACGGUUACGGGUUCGCAGGAGCCCCCAUCACGGUCGAGAAGUAUGAUCCAUCCAUGAGCGAUGCGCUCGACCAACCCCUGCUCUCUGCCAUUUCCCAGAACGGCGGCUCCAGCUCGCCCUCCACGGCCGAUACCAAAACGAAGAUGACGGCCAUUCUGUCGAAACGGUACUAUCAGCCGACGAAACUCCUCGAUCUCUCCAAGCUGGGCGUGGACCCGGACCUGCAGGCCAUGGGCAUCUUCGAUAGCACGUCCACCGAGUCGAAAUUCUUCCCCGCGUUGAUGAAGGUCUGGGAGUUGAACUUCAACAAUGCCGCCGUGCGACGGGAGGCGGUGGAAAGCGUCAGCCUCGCCGAUAACCAGCUGGCCAAUAUUUCCGUCAUCACCACCCUGGCGCAGUCGUUCCCGGACCUCAAAAACCUGGAUCUCUCCAACAACAACUUCAAGGACGCGCAGGCUUUGAUCGGAUGGCGGUGGAAGUUCCGCAACUUGGAGUUCCUUGACCUGACGGGCUCGCCCUUCAGCGCGGAUCCCUCCUUCAAGGACACAUUGCUGAAAUGGUACCCCAAGCUGCGGGUACUGAACAACGUGGAGGUGCGCACUGCGGAGGAGAUUGCGGCGCAGAAGAAGUCUCCGAUUCCGGUUCAGCCGCCCCAUUUCCUGGACGACUCCCAGAUUGGCGAAAAUUUCAUCCGGGCCUUUUUCGCCAGCUACGACGGCGACCGGGACAGCAUCCUUAACGCGGCUUAUGACGAGCGGUCGACUUUCUCGCUGAAUGUGAACACUUCGGCCCCACGAGCGCAACACACCGAGAUGGCGGGCUGGGACGCGUAUAUCAAGAAGAGCCGGAAUCUAUCCAAAAUUUCCCACCUCCCUGCGCGGAUGUCUCGAACCUACACUGGGGUGAAGAGCAUCAGCGAACUGUGGAAGACUCUCCCCCAAACCAAGCACCCCGAUAUCGCAACCAGCCCUCAAGAAUGGUUGAUCGAGUGUUUCCCCAUCCCGGGGCUUCCUGACCCCUCCGGCCAAAGCGCAUCGGGUGUCGGCGGUCUUCUGAUCAUGGUCCACGGAAAAUUCGAAGAGGUCAACACGGGCAAGGUGGACACCCGGAGCUUUGACCGGACCUUCAUUCUCGGACCUGGUGGGGGUAUGGGGGGAAUCCGGGUGAUCAACGACAUCCUCUGUCUGCGGGCAUAUGGAGGCCACGAGGCCUGGAGCUUGGAGAGCCCCGUGGCGCCGCCCACGGCUGCUCCACCCGCCGCUGUGCCAGCAGUCCCAGCCGUUCCAGCAAUUCCCGCAGCUCCCGGGCUUCCCGGAGCCCCAGCGCCACCCGGGGUUCCUGAUGGCUACGGCAUGCCAGCCCCUGGGAAACCCGAUACACAAGUCCAACAGGAGCAGCUCGUGAUGCAGAUCAGUGCGCAAACGAAGAUGACACUGCAAUACUCGGAGAUGGCUCUCUCGGGCAACGGCUGGAACAUUGAAGCUGCUUUGAAAAACUUUGAACAACUCAAGCAUGCGACUUGCGUUUAUGCUGUUCAUAAUCUAAAUGGAAUGUCCUCCCCCACACCCACCCCCGACCCCAUGUCCUCCGCCGACGAAACGACGACGACCCUCGAUGCUCUAGACGCAGCUGAUUACGACCCGAUCGAUCACCUAAACGCCAUCUUCUCCCACCCGAGCACGCUGUCCUCCGCUUCCCCUGUUGCCCAGUCCCUCCGACGUUACGAAGAUGAACUCGACAACGACAUUGGCGCGCUGGUGGAGGAUCAGGUCACAUCCAAUGCGGAAAGUGUCGAGCGGAUCCAGGCCGCCAAGGCGGACCUGAGCGAGCUGUUCAAGAAGAUCGACGACGUGCGCGACCGCGCAUCCAAGACGGAGUUGGCGAUCACGGAGAUGACAGCCGACAUCAAGCAGCUGGACAACGCGAAGAAGAACCUGACGCUGUCGAUGACCGCCCUCAAGCGGUUGCAGAUGCUGACGACGGCGUACGACCAGCUGCGUGGCCUCAGCAAGACAAGGCAGUACCGCGACUGCGCCCAACUGCUGCAGGCGGUCAUCCAGCUGAUGGCCCACUUCAAGUCGUAUCGCUCGAUCGACCAGAUCGCCCUACUCAGCCGGAACGUGGCGGAUAUCCAGCGGGAGCUGCUGGAGCAGGUGUGUGAGGACUUUGAGCUGGCGUUUGCCAAAGGCGAAGUGGGAACAAAGCAGACCGUGCUUUCGGAGGGCUGUCUGGUGAUGGAUGCGCUGGGAGACCACGCCAGGAACCGGCUGGUGACCUGGUAUUGCAAUUUCCAGCUGCGCGAGUACCGACAGGUGUUUCGGAACAACGAGGAGGCGGGCUCUCUGGACAAUAUAUCGCGGAGGUUCUCGUGGUUCAAGCGCAUCUUGAAGAUCUACGACGAGGAGUACGCGGCUAUCUUCCCGGCGUCGUGGAAGGUCAACGAGAUUCUCUCCAACAUUUUCUGUGAAGGCACCCGAGACGAUUUCCGGGGCAUCCUUUCCCGCUCCGUGCGCAACGGUCAGACGAUCGACGUCAACCUGCUACUGUCGAGUUUGCAGGAGACCCUCGACUUUGAGCACUCGCUGGAACUGCGCUUCAUCAGCUCCCCCCGCCCCUCGACCGAUACCUUUACCUCGACCGAGACUCCGGUCUUCACCCAGGUCAUUUCGGAAGCCUUCGAACCGUAUCUGAGCGUCUGGGUCGAUGCCCAGGACAAGCAGCUCGCUGCGCUGGUACCCAAGUAUCGCCUGCAACCGAUCAAGCCACCGGAUGAGGAGUUCAAUUCGCACAUUGUCAUAUCGUCGUCUACCGAGCUGUUCACCUUCUACCGGCAUUCUUUGCAGCAGUGCGCCAAGCUAUCCACCGGCGGCAGUCUCGCCGAUCUGGCCAAGGUCUUUGCGAAAUACCUGGACCAGUACGCCCAGCAAGUUCUCCUUUACUACAUCAGCGAUCGACCCCCAAGCGCCACUUCCCCAGGCGGCCCAACCUUGGAGGACCUAAUUCUCGUGCUCAACACGGCAGAUUACUGCUACACCACCUGCAACCAGCUGGAGGAGAAGAUCAAGGGCCGGCUUGACAAGCGCUUGAACCAUGCGGUCGAUCUGCAAAGCCAGGCGGACUCGUUCAUGGGGAUUGCCUCCGCCGCCGUCCGCUGCCUUGUGCGCAAAGUCGAGAUCGACAUGGAGCCUGGAUGGAGGGAAAUGCGGAAUACCCCGUGGAACCGACUGGAGUCUGUCAGCGACCAUAGCCUUUACGUUGAUGAGGUUAUGUCCAAGACAAAGGAGAGAUCGGCGGAGAUUCUCCAGCUGCUGCACAAGCAGCAGUACGCUAGGGCGUUUGCGGAUCACCUCGUUGAGCUGAUCUCUAAUCUCUACAUCACGAAUAUCUUUCAAUGCAAGCCCAUCUCCGAGACUGGUGCCGAACAGAUGUUACUCGACACAUACACCCUCAAAACCGGCCUCUCAUCCCUCCUCCCAACCCCCGCCCCAACCGGCUACGUCAAACGCGUAAACACCACCUUCGCCAAGAUCGAAACGCUCCUCAAAACCCUCCAAGUGCAGCCCUCACCCCCCGAGGCCCUCGUGCAAGCCUACCUAAUCCACAUCGCCGACCGCAGCAACGCCAACUUCCGCAAGAUCCUCGACAUCAAGGGCAUCCGCAGCCGCCAGGAGCAAAACCACCUCGUCGAGCUCUUCCAGAUCCACAAGGCCUCCGACCGCCACGCCCCCAACCUCACCUCCAACAACCCCAUCCUCUCCCUCCUGCAGACCUCCUCAGCCGGCUCGUCCUCCGCUACCUCCUCCACCUCCCAGGGCGGCCUAAGCCUCAGCACAGCAGCCGCCGCUUCCAUCGGCGCGUCCAACCUCCCCACUCGCUUCGACCCCUCCACCCUCGGCUCGGCCAUCAUCUCCGCCGCAAAGGACGGCGUUGACCGCUUUGGGACCCCCCUAGGCGACGCCCGCGGGAAUCCCAUCUCUGCCUCCGGUGCCUCCGGUCCGCCUUCGUCGUCGUCGACCCCUGCUCCGGCCGGCCAGGCGCAGGGCUCCUCCGCUGACGGUGGGGGCUCGUCCGGACAUUUGAACGACAACCUGAAGAAUAUUGGAAAGUUCUUCCGGAGGGAUCUAGGUGGCUUCGGCGGGAGGUUCGGACGAGGCGGGGAUGAGUGAUGUGGUGGUUUUUUUCUG
Molecule: messenger RNA, 4930 nt
Organism: Aspergillus campestris IBT 28561
Lineage: Eukaryota; Fungi; Ascomycota; Eurotiomycetes; Eurotiales; Aspergillaceae
Product: putative GARP complex subunit Vps53
Exons: 5
Coding region: 275-4912 (1545 amino acids)
Biological process (GO): mRNA transport; retrograde transport, endosome to Golgi
Cellular component (GO): nucleus; GARP complex
Molecular function (GO): protein binding
Source: RefSeq, a predicted model, not a curated record